Molecule: messenger RNA, 2589 nt
Organism: Rubroshorea leprosula
Lineage: Eukaryota; Viridiplantae; Streptophyta; Magnoliopsida; Malvales; Dipterocarpaceae
Source: the annotation of a GenBank genome assembly
AGCAACAACAGAUUCGACGCCCAAGCAGAAAGCAUCCGACAUUCCCGAGAAACAAACAACCCAACACCCAAAAUCAUGAAUCUUGAACCAAGGUUUCAUCUUCGCAGACAUCUGAAGCUUAAUUUAGUAGUUCUUUGUGUUUUCUCUCUGUCUUCCAUUUCCUUAAUCCUGGCGUCCUCCCCUCCGACUAAUUCAUCGGAAACAUGUCCGAUGGACCUCAACUAUGUCCUAAGAAUCCCGUGGAACACUUCCCUUUGUACAAACUUCCACCCCACCAGUGACCCCAGUAAAGACCUGUGUUGCAUGUCCCUUCUCUCCCUCUUUGGCGUCGCACUGGCGCAACGCCUCAAUGAAACCUCCUUUUUCCAGCUGCCGAACCGGUCAACCGCCGUGUCCUGCCUUCAAGACUACCAAUCCAAACUUACUGCUCUUUCUCUGUCUAGUAAUUUGGUUUCCGACUGCUUUGAUCCCAUGCAGUUUGUAAUCACACCCAACUUUUGUGCCCAUAUAAAGUCGACCAAAGAUUGGGUUGCGCAACUUGGAGAUUCAAUUAUGCUUGACUCGGCCUGCAAGCCUGAUCUCACUUAUCUCAGCGCCUGUGAUUCAUGUCUCAAUGCUGGGUAUCGGGCUCAGACGCAGUUGGUGCAGAUUGAUGGUAAUAAAACUCAUGCUGGUAACUGUUUUCACUUUGCUAUUCUUUAUGCUGCUGGGAUUGUUAAUCAGUUUGGACCUGAGAGUGAUGGUGCUGUGUCUUGCAUUUUUGGAUUAUCUUUGAAAACACAAACUUCAGGUAGUAAACAUUCAGGGGUUGUUUUCAUAUUUACUGGAGCUGGGGUUGCUGUUUUUGUAAUGUCUAGUUUAUUGGGUUUGUAUUGUUGGUAUGAGAAGAGAUUUAGGAGAAGAAAGCUUGGUAGUUUUAAUUCUGGUUUUUAUGAUUUGGAAUUGGAGAAGCCAAGGUCUAGGCCUAAAUUGAGGCCAAAUACUGGGUCAAUUUGGUUCAAAAUUCAUGAUCUUGAGAAGGCAACAGACAAAUUUUCACCCAAGAAUUUCCUAGGGAGAGGUGGGUUUGGGGUUGUUUAUAAAGGGGUCCUGCCGGAUGGGACAGUGGUGGCAGUGAAGAAGAUAAUAGAAUCUGAGAUUCAAGGGAAUGCAGAAUUUUGCAAUGAGGUUGAGAUUAUCAGCAAUCUGAAGCAUAGAAAUCUUGUGCCUCUUAGGGGAUGCUGUGUGAUUGAUGAUCGGGAUGAGAAUUAUGAGGAGAGAGGGAGUCUGAGAUACCUUGUUUAUGAUUACAUGCCAAAUGGAAAUCUUGAUGAUCAUUUGUUUCCUUCAAGUAUAACGGGGAAGAUACCAUUGAGUUGGCCUCAGAAAAAGAACAUAAUUCUAGAUGUUGCAAAAGGUAUAGCUUACCUGCAUUAUGGAGUAAAUCCUGCGAUAUACCACAGGGAUAUUAAGGGUACAAACAUAUUGCUAGAUGCUGAUAUGAGAGCAAGAGUGGCAGAUUUUGGGUUGGCCAAGCAGAGUCAAGAGGGUCAGUCUCAUCUCACUACUAGAGUAGCUGGAACUCAUGGGUACUUGGCUCCUGAAUAUGCUCUUUAUGGGCAGCUGACUGAGAAGAGUGAUGUUUACAGCUUUGGUGUGGUUGUCUUAGAGAUAAUGUGUGGGAGAAAAGCUCUUGACUUGUCUUCAUCAGGAUCUUCGGGGGCACUUUUGAUAACUGAUUGGGUUUGGUCAUUAGUGAAAGCAGGAAAACUAGAGGAGGCUUUUGAUCGUUCUUUGUUGGAAAACAAAGACUGUUUGAAUUCCAAUCCAAAAGCAAUAAUGGAGAGGUUUGUGCUGGUUGGUAUUUUGUGUGCUCAUGUGAUGGUGGCUUUAAGGCCUACUAUUUUGGAUGCACUGAAAAUGUUGGAAGGAGAUAUUGAAGUUCCACCAAUUCCAGAUCGGCCAAUGCCUCUUGGACAACGCCCUUCAUUAUUUGGUGAUUGUCCUUUAAGCAUCUCACCAGUUUUAAGCGGGCCACGGUUGCACACAGGGGACAUGCUUAGGUAAUUUGCUUGAUAUAAGGAUGUGGAGAAGCAAUGUCCGUUUGUAUCAAUCGAGCUGAGCUGAUGAGUCAACAUAGUUGUAAUCCCAAACAUGCCAAUCUAGUAAUGAAAUUUUCAUAGUAGUAGUCUUCUGCCGAUGGUCACUUCCCCUAUGACGGAUCUAUUCGAACCCGAAAUUCUGUACUGAAGCAGAGAUUCAUGGUUUCCACUUGAACCUUAGAGCUACAGCGACAGUCGGAUGAACAGAAUGUCCUAAGCGAGGAUAACUAUCCUACCUUCUGAACAAGCUGAGGAAUUGCAGGCUACCCAUUUACAAGACCGGAGACUCUCAUCUCUAAGUUUACAUGCUAAUGGAGGCCGUUUUAGAUCUGGGAUCUGCCUUUUGGUCGUUCUCCUGACCAGUUCUGUUGGUGCUGAAACUCGGAGGCCGAAGAUAAAUUUAGUUUCAAUAAUCGUAAUUUUCUUAUUGUGACAUCUUGGCAAUUACUAAAUGUAAGUAAUUGCAAUUUAAAUACUUAAACUUCCUUAAUGAAUAACACUUAAAUUU